Molecule: messenger RNA, 1172 nt
Organism: Raphanus sativus (radish)
Lineage: Eukaryota; Viridiplantae; Streptophyta; Magnoliopsida; Brassicales; Brassicaceae
Product: ethylene-responsive transcription factor ERF034
Exons: 1
Coding region: 83-973 (296 amino acids)
Biological process (GO): regulation of DNA-templated transcription
Molecular function (GO): DNA-binding transcription factor activity; DNA binding
Source: RefSeq, a predicted model, not a curated record
AAACAAGAUUGUGGAGGAAUAUUAAUAGCCCACUCCACAUCUAUUUCUGUGCAACUCUCUUUUCUAAAGCUUCUCUCUAACAAUGGAAACACAGAUCAAUUUAGAGAAGAGUGCUUCUCAAGUCACCUUUAUAACCUCCACCAUCUCCGCCUUGUCCUCCUCCUCAGCCACCGCCUCAUUGUCCUAUUCACCCACAAGUACAACAUCUUCUUCCUCUUCAUCAUCAUCAACAACUUCUAACUUAGAAAACCCUAAAAGAAAAGCAUAUCGAAGAUCAUCAUCAUCAUUAGCCGUCGAAGAUCUUGAUGAUCAAGGAGGGAAACGGCGAAAGACCAACGGCGGAGAUAAGCAUCCGACGUACAGGGGAGUGCGGAUGAGGAGCUGGGGAAAAUGGGUGUCCGAGAUCAGAGAGCCGAGGAAGAAAUCAAGAAUCUGGCUCGGGACUUAUCCAACGGCUGAUAUGGCUGCACGAGCUCAUGACGUAGCUGCUUUAGCCAUUAAAGGUACAACGGCUUAUCUCAAUUUUCCUGAAUUAUCCGGCGAGCUUCCUCGUCCGGUCACUAAUUCUCCUAAAGACAUUCAAGCUGCUGCCACCGCCGCCGCCGUUAAUUGGCAACAAUCCGGCGGACUCCACGUCGAUAAUUCAGACAUAACUGAAAUUGCUGAAGCCGAGCCGAGUCGAGCAGUGAUGGCUCAGUCGUUGUCUGAUUGUGUGGCGUUUUCUUCGGACAUUACGACUCAAGAGUUGUCUGAAACUUCGUGUGCUUCUACGACGUCGUUUGCGGACAAAGACAAAGACGAAGAGAAACUGUUUGAUUUGCCUGACUUGUUUACUGAUGGCAAUGAGAUGGUGAUACGAAACGAUGCGUUUUGUUAUUACUCGUCCACGUGGCAGCUUUGUGGAGCCGAUGCUGGGUUUCGGCUUGAGGAGCCGUUUUUCUGUCUUAAUGAAUCAGACUCCAGCUCACUCUAACAACACCUUAGUUAGUUUUCAAUUUCUCUAUUUACUUUUGUUUGGCUUUUGCUUUUUCUUUCAUUUUUAUUUUUAUUUCUAGCAAAUAGACGUUUGAUAAAUGUUUUUGUAAUAUAAAUGUGAGGAGAACAUUUUAAAAGAAAGCUAUAAACCAAAAAAAAAAAGAGAACAGUCAAAUAUAGUGUGUGAGUUUUGUUUA